AUUGUAAACAAGGGUCCUCUGUAACAAAGAAGGAAGUUAUUUAAAUUGACAAAAUUUUACGGUUAUGAUUUUAAUUGAUGGUGAUUUCAGAUUAUCAACGACCACACAGAUGUAAUACUUGUGUCCCCGAAGAAGAUAGAAAAAGAAUGAAUACGAAUAAAGAUGGGUGGAGUCUUGUGUUAUGGCUGUCGCUUGCAGUUUUACAUGCGGCAGAAGCAUGGACUUGGUUUGAGGCACAGAAACUAUGUAGAGAAAACAAUGACAGCCUACUAAAUCCUCGUAUGCACAAUUUACCGAAACGGAACUACAGCUACUGGACCGGUGAUUAUCGACGGUAUUCAUUUAGGAUCAAAAUUUUAGAUUGCUACAAGGAACAUAGUAAUGAUGCUACACAGAACUUUCAGAUGGAUAUUCCAUCGGCAGGCUUCUGUCAGGAGAUAUGUGCAACUAUGAAUUCGUCUAUAUUUGGAAUUAAAGAUGAAGAAUGUAAAUGUUUCAAAACGCUUCCUGUUGACAAACCUGUUAAACAGAAACAAUGUGCUGUGACACCUCAGACUGAUAAGGAAAUCAAAUUUGCAGAGCGUGGGGGUGAAUUUGCUUACACUUUAUACGAAUCAGAUUUCAACGUCACAGAAAGAGGUGCAACUACCUGUGUUGCUGUACAAUGUCAGGAGAAGAAACAAUUCUACUUUCAUUCAGAUUGUUCGUUGCCGUUCCAAGCUGUUUGUAAAAACGCGGUUUCAAAAAGCAAUCAGAGCUGGAAGUCAUCAAUGGAGAUAUGUAAAGAUCAACAUUCUUCCUAUUUGGUGGGUAAUGUUUCCCUAAAUGACGUUUACCAGACGUGUGACAGACUCGACAUAUCAUUGACCAGCCCUUCAUGGAUAGGUGUCGCAAAAGAAGUAUACUACGGAUAUGACCGCGGCAUCCCUAUCCACAUAGAAGAAACAGGAUCAUUUUUAGGCUGUGGUCAAUGUGACUACAGACAUGACUGUAGUAGCUUUGUUGAAUGUACAGAACGUGUAGACGCUGUUCUCUGUGAAAAGGGUUUCAGUACUAGAACCACAGAACCUACCACAGCCCCACACAAAACUGGAACACAUUCUAUUACACCGUCUUCCGAUAUAUCUACACAAACCUCAGAGUCUGUCACAGCCGGAAAUAGACCUCGAACAACACAGACGUUUACGUCUAUUUUGAAAACAUCCAUAUACACUUCAGAAACAUCUAUAAAAGACAUGCUGCCUAUUUCCACAACUUCCUCAGUAUUUCACACCAAUAAACGAGAUGUAACAAAUUCAAGUGAUACUUUGAGUAUAGUUCUUCCUUUGGUGAUGACUUCAAUUUUUAUCGGAUGUUUUGCAACAGGAACAAUUCUAUAUAUACGACGAAAGAAAAUACUGGAGAAUCAAAACAACAAGCAGUUGGAACCCAAUGACACAGACAAUAACUAUACUGACAUUGAUAUUGAUGUGAAGAAUAAGAAUUAUUUUGUCCUCGAACCACAGUCUGAAACAAAUUAUAGCAGUUCACAUAUUGUCCAGACAGAUGAAAGCAAUCCUUACAAGGACACUGCAGAGGGAGUGUAUGACCAUCUUAGAGAUAAAGAAUCGAGGAAAAGAAAUGAGAAGGAUGGUAAAUACAACUACAGUAACCCGUAUAAGGAAACAGAUGGGAGACUCUAUCACCAUAUACGAGAUACAGAAUUUGGAAAAUCCACAGCGGAAAAUCACUACGAUCACGCACCACACGCUGCAGAACAAGACUAUUCUGCUCAUGGCGGAAAAGCUUCUGACACUGAGUACGAUCAUGCCAUGUCAUUCUAUGAUUACAAACAGCAUAAUCAAGUUAUUGAAGAGACAGAUGGUGGAUACGCUAAAACUGUUACUGUGUCAUAAGAGAGGGAUGGGUCGUGAAAGCACUAUGUAGAGCACUAUGCUCAUGACAGAAUGAAUGAACACACUUCUGACAAUGACUACGAUCAUGCUACGUUGUUCUAUGAUUACAAUUAACAUCAUCAAGUUAUUGAAGAGAUAGAUGGUGGAUACGCUAAACUGAUAAUGUGUCAUAAGAGAGGGGUGGGUCGUCAGAUUGUUAUGUAAAUAGAUAAAAUCCUUAAGACAUAAAUACUCACACCCUGGUGUAUGCUGUUAAGCCAAAGACUUUAAUGUAUUUUUCACAUGAAGAUAGUGCCAUUGAACGCACUAUAACAUGUAUCAUCUUUGUUUAAUUCAUCAUUAUAUGAUAUAGUUAAGUUUCAUUGUAUUUAACCUAUACAAAUUACCGUCAUUCGUUUGAAUAAUAUCAGUCACUUGCGACAUUUUAAUCAAGAAUGAAUGAAGUUAUCUAUGAAAGUUUCAUCGCUUAAAAUGUAUGGUUACUAAGUCCCAAAUUUAACAAGGUCACUCAACCAAAGGAUGUAGUUCAACUAUAACAUCUGAAGCAAAGUUACUGAAUGUAACAUUACACCUUUCAUAUAUCCAAGUUUCAUUUCAGUAAAAUAUAAGUAAUAUAAUUAUAAGGGCGUGCAACAUAAUAUAUAAGUAGUAUAUAAGUGAAAAGAAUGGAACCUGCGCGCAAAACAUAAUUUGGUCUCUUAUUCAAAAAAUGAAUAUCCAUUGCGCAGUCGCUGGAAUUUCACAUAAACAACACGCCACGAUUUGUAUGCCAAGUUCCUAUUUUUAUGUUGAAUCAUAUCAACUUGAUUCAUUCUUAAAAUAUGAUUAUUAUAAUAAUGUUGUUUUUAUCAAGAUGAGGUUAACGGUCAUUUUCUGAAGGACCUACGCAAGUUACUUGAAAAUUUGUAAUAUCAUUUUUGCUCAAUAUAAUCAAUAAAUUCCAAAUGCCAAGAU
This is a messenger RNA of Ostrea edulis (European flat oyster), 2849 nucleotides long. RefSeq lists its product as uncharacterized. The record is from RefSeq and is a predicted model, not a curated record. Bases 78 to 1895 code for a protein of 605 amino acids. The transcript is spliced from 11 exons. NCBI's taxonomy places the organism in Eukaryota, Metazoa, Mollusca, Bivalvia, Ostreida, Ostreidae.